ACUGCUUUGUCCCUCUGCGCUCUCCGUCUGAAAACUUGAGCCGAGAGGGUCAUAGGUAUGGCGGCCUUUAGGAUGGGAAAGUUGACAACCAUAUCUUCAGGUCUGAUAUAUGCAUCUAUAAAUGUGCAUCUAGCCAAAGAAGAGGAACCCAAAAAGCAGCUAGUGAGACCAGACCAGCUCCCCAUAUAUACUGCACCAACCCUCCAUUCUAAAUAUGUUGAAGAACAGCCUGGUAAUUUACAAAGGGGCUUUGCAUCCAUCCGUACUACAACCGUGUAUUAUAUUGGCUGGUGCAAGAACAUUUAUCUCUUUAUGAAGAAUGGGGUUAUGGAUACAGUACAGUUUGGAAAAGAUGCAUAUGUCUAUCUGAAGAAUCCUCCCCAAGAUUUUCUCCCCAAAAUGGGAGUGAUUACAGCUUCGGGACUGGCAGGUUUGGUUUCAGCAAGAAAAGGUUCUAGGUUCAAGAAGAUCGCUUAUCCACUAGGACUAGCCACAUUAGGAGCAACUGUUUGCUACCCAGCUCAGUCAGUAAUAAUUGCAAAGAUAACUGGGAAAAAGGCAUAUGCUACAAGCCAGAAAAUUUUUCAAGCCAUUAAGUCAUUGAGGACACAAAACAGUGAAAACGAAUCAUUCCCUGAACCAAAGGAAGAAAGCAAGGAAGGAAGGUCUGAUGAAAUCCAUGCCAACUUGCCUGACCUGAAACAUUCAGUGUCUUUGCCAAAAGAACUUGCCUCUGCGACAGUGAUUAAAUCAGAAUCCACCUCAGGUACUACACAGUUUAUUCCUGACCCUAAGCUCAUGGAUCACGGACAGUCUCAUCCAGAUGAUAAAGAUAUGUACAGCACUAGAAGCUGAACUAGUUUGCAGAGGGAGCCUGCAUAGAGAACUGCAAGAUGUACCAAGUUACAAACAAUGGUGAAAAAUUACAUAAUGAAUGGGUAACUGACAGAAUGUGACUUGAAAUUUUUCCAUGACAUUUUCAAAUAAACAGUUUGGCCAAUGAAA
Molecule: messenger RNA, 1005 nt
Organism: Mus pahari (shrew mouse)
Lineage: Eukaryota; Metazoa; Chordata; Mammalia; Rodentia; Muridae
Gene: Apool
Product: apolipoprotein O like
Exons: 9
Coding region: 58-855 (265 amino acids)
Biological process (GO): cristae formation
Cellular component (GO): MICOS complex
Source: RefSeq, a predicted model, not a curated record